Messenger RNA from Triplophysa dalaica, 3064 nucleotides. It is a transcript of the gene abcd3b, whose product is annotated as ATP-binding cassette, sub-family D (ALD), member 3b. Gene Ontology annotation, cellular component: peroxisomal membrane. The record is from RefSeq and is a predicted model, not a curated record. Gene Ontology annotation, biological process: peroxisome organization; very long-chain fatty acid catabolic process; fatty acid beta-oxidation. The transcript has 23 exons. Gene Ontology annotation, molecular function: ABC-type transporter activity; ATP binding; ATP hydrolysis activity. Bases 134 to 2029 code for a protein of 631 amino acids. Lineage: Eukaryota; Metazoa; Chordata; Actinopteri; Cypriniformes; Nemacheilidae.
GUGUCAUGUGUAUGUGAUUGUGUAUGCUGCUUACAUGGGUAUCUAUAGAAGCUUCACGGAGAGCGUGUCGUUUAAAUCAAACGUAUCUUAGGUCCUUCAUUGCUUGCCGUCGCUUCCUGUUUUCAAAGCGAACAUGGCGGCUGUUAGUAAGUAUCUGACAGCCGGCAAUUCCUCCAUCGCAGGUGCACUGCUGUUCGCCGUGUACGUUUUGAAACAACGACUGUCCUCGGACACGACUGGACUGAACGGGGCAUCAAAACCACUCUUUGAAAAUAAUAAGGAUGGGAAAACAGACAAGGCUGCUGUGGACAAGGUGUUCUUCAGCCGCAUUUGUAAUAUCAUGAAAAUCCUAGUGCCACAGGCCAUUUCCAAAGAAUCAGGAUAUUUGCUACUUAUUGCAUUCAUGCUCAUGGCUCGGACCUACUGUGAUGUCUGGAUGAUCCAUAAUGGGACCAUGAUUGAGAGUGCAAUUAUUGGACGGUCUACAAGUGCUUUCAAAAGAUGCUUGGUCAACUUUAUCACAGUCAUGCCUUUUAUAUCACUAGUAAACAAUGUCUUAAAGCUGGGACUCAAUGAGCUGAAGCUCUGCUACAGAGUGAGACUUACCAAUCACCUUUACAAUGAAUACAUGAUGGGGUUCACAUACUACCAAAUUGGCAAUCUGGACAACCGCAUUUCCAACCCUGACCAGCUGAUAACUCAGGACGUGGAGAAGUUUUGUAACAGUGUGGUAGAUCUUUAUUCCAACAUCAGCAAGCCUUUACUAGACAUAUUGAUCUACGUCUUCAAACUGAACACAUCCAUCGGUGCUCUUGGACCGGCGAGUUUGUUGGGCUAUCUGGUUAUGUCCAGUCUGUUCCUGACAAGACUGCGCAGGCCGAUUGGUAAGAUGACUGUAACCGAGCAGAGGUUUGAGGGGGAGUACAGAUACAUUAACUCUCGCCUCAUCACUAACAGUGAAGAGAUUGCGUUCUACAAUGGGAACAGGAGAGAAAAGCAAACCAUUAAUGCAAUCUUUCAGAAACUGGUUGACCACUUGAGCCGUUUCAUACACUUCCGUUUCUCAAUGGGCGUCAUAGACAGCAUCAUAGCCAAAUACAUAGCAAUGGGGUUGGGUUAUCUGGUCAUUAGCCGGCCAUUCCUGGAUGUCACGAAUAAGCGCCAUUGUAACAGCACGUAUUCUGAGCGGCUUGAGGAUUACUACCAGAGUGGGCGGAUGUUGAUGAGUUUGGCACAGGCCCUGGGAAGGAUGGUCCUGGCAGGCAGAGAGAUGUCCAGAUUGUCCGGGUUCACUGCACGAAUCACAGAGAUUCAGGAAGUUCUCAAAGAGCUGAAUUCAGGCAGAUAUGAACGGACCAUGGUCUCGGCGCGAGCUAAAGAUGCGACAGAAGAGAAUGUCCCUCUUAUCCCUGGGAGAGGGGAAAUCCUCAUAGCUGACAACAUUAUAAAGUUUGAACACAUACCUUUAGCAACGCCCAAUGGAGACAUUCUCAUCCGUGAUUUAUCCUUUGAGGUGUCAUCAGGGACAAAUGUGUUGGUCUGUGGUCCAAACGGCUGUGGAAAGAGUUCACUCUUUAGAGUACUAGGAGAGCUGUGGCCUCUGUAUGGAGGUCGCCUAACGAAACCAGAGAGAGGAAAGCUGUUCUAUGUUCCUCAGAGGCCAUACAUGACCCUGGGUUCUCUUAGAGAUCAGGUGAUUUAUCCAGACACACAUGAAGACCAAAUGAAGAAAAGAACAUCUGAUAAGGUGCUGAGGGAAUACCUGGACAAUGUCCAGCUGGGACAUAUUUUGGACAGAGAAGGCAGCUGGGAAAGUGUGCAAGACUGGAUGGAUGUUCUCAGUGGAGGAGAGAAGCAGAGGAUGGCUAUGGCUCGUUUGUUUUACCACAAGCCACAGUUUGCGAUUCUGGAUGAGUGCACCAGUGCUGUGAGCGUUGAUGUGGAGGACUUCAUCUACAACCACUGCCGGAAGGUUGGCAUCACGCUGUUCACAGUCUCCCAUAGGAAAUCACUAUGGAAACACCACUAGUUUUACUUGCACAUGGACGGCAGAGGCAACUACGGGUUUAAACCAAUAACAAAGGAAACGGUGGAGUUUGGCUCAUAAUAACUACAACGGGUCUUAUUCAUGAAAACAAUUCUGUGUACAUUACUGGUAAAUAAUGUAAUUUGUUACACUGAAUUGAAUUGAGUUUUAUAUCAGAAUGUUUUUAUGAAUGAAGCCCAUUUCGCUACUAGAUGUUUGGACCUGAAGCAUAUCAUUCUUGACUCCUUUAGUUUCUUAGCCCUAUAUAUAAUUCAUUGUGUUAAAAUACAACUUAUUUUCCUAAUUGAGAAAAAGGAUUGUAACUCUUAGGGAUAAAAUAUCUCUCGGGAGAUGUUCAAGUACUGUGCAUUAUCUGAAAAGAUAUUUGUAUAAAGAUUUGGCCGAUAUCUUUUUACGAAUGAAGCAUUUGUACUGUAAAUGUAGUGCUUUUAUUUGUCCUCGAUCAGAAGAAAUUUACUAGAAUAUUGAAAUGACUGGGAAAUUUUAUCAAGUUUUUUUAUUCUAAAUUGUCCAUUACAUACUGCUGUGUGCCACUUAUAUAUAUGUAUAGUUAUCUAUGUGGAAACUGUAUUAUUUAAGUCUUUGUUUAUUUAUGUCAUGAAAAAUCAAUUAGGAUAUAAAUAAGCCUGAAUGCCUGUCAACUAGAGAUUUACAUUUGUGCAUACAAGGUGCCUUACAAAAGCAGACCCGUUCUCUGAUAAAAAAAAUAGCAAAAUUACAUAACUUACAUGUGUGAAAUUUGUAUUUAGAGCACACCAAAUGAUGUGAGAUGUACUGUUCAUACAGUGUGCACGAUUAUUUGCAUUCAGUCUAAGUUUGAGCCUUGUGCACAAAGUUAACCACAAGGGUGAGCUAUUGAGAUAGGCUACUGUACGGAGAAUGCUUGACUUUUGCUUUGCUUGAAAGAAAUGCCUCUUGCACAAUCUGAGUAAACUCCCAACCCCAAGGAUUAUUGUUUACUUAACAACCAAAAAAUGAAGCAGCACAUAACCCUGAAUAAAGAAUCCAUGAAAAGUA